Macrobrachium nipponense is the source of this 678-nucleotide messenger RNA. RefSeq lists its product as uncharacterized. Bases 1 to 678 code for a protein of 225 amino acids. The record is from RefSeq and is a predicted model, not a curated record. NCBI's taxonomy places the organism in Eukaryota, Metazoa, Arthropoda, Malacostraca, Decapoda, Palaemonidae. The transcript has a single exon.
AUGGACCUCGCCCCAUCAAACCCUAUUCGUGUUCGUGAAUUAGUGGUCCCCGAAGAGUACAAAAAUUAUGUGAAGAAUAACGGUGAAAGUGGAAACUUUUUCAUAGCAGACAGUGGUUAUGAAGAUGAAAGAAUCAUGAUUUUCGGAAGACAGAGCUGGACUGCGUUUUUGCUGGAUUCCGAGGUUUGGUACGCUGACGGAACCUUCAAGUUAGCUCCUCCGUUAUUUGCACAAGUUUAUGUAAUUAUGGCAAGAAGACAUGGAGGAGUUCACCCGGUUUUGCAUGCCUUAUUACCAAAUAAAAGCCGUGCAACUUAUGUACCCAUGUUUCAAAUGAUUAGUGACGAAAUUCCUGGAUUAGACCCAAGCAGAAUAUCGUGUGACUUUGAACAGGCAGCUAUAUCAGCAAUGGAAGAAUGUUUUCCAGGAGUAGUGAUACAAGGUUGUUUCUUCCAUUUAGCACAUAACGUACAUAAGCAACUUAAACAAAUUGGGCUUCAAGUUUUAUAUAAUAAUGAUUCUGAAUUUGCUUUAAAAGCAAAAAUGAUCGUAGCCUGUGUUUUUGUGCCUAUUCCUCAUUUUGGAUACUUACAUCGAUGCCCUUGUCAGAAGACUUGCCGCAAGAGCUUCAAUCACUUAUUAACUGGUUUGAGGAUAAUUACGUUGGACGAACCAUGA